UGCUCGGGUGAUGGGUGCACCAAAAUUUCACAAAUCACCACUAAAUAACUUAAUCAUGUAAUCAAAUAUCACCUAUUCCCCCAAAACUGUGGAAAUAAUUUUUUUUUUAAAUGGAAGCAUCCAAAGUGUAAUUUGUUUCCACAUUCUUGUAAGCCUCAUUACGUAUCUCAGGGACAGUUAAUACCGUCAUACGAAUUCAGAGGUGAGGAAAUGGAAUCACAGAGAGUUUAAGUACUUUGCCUAAGGAGAGUGAGGGGUGAGGCAGGAUUUGCAGUCUAGAAGCCUGGGUCUAGAGUUCUCCACUCUGCACUAUGUUAUUUCUGUACAUUUCUUACUGAAGACUGUAUGGAAAUGUAGAGUGAGACAGAACUAAAGCUCACCAGUCUUAGUCCAUAGGGGAGUAGUGACUACCCAGGGCUUGCUAAGUGCUCAGUAAUGUUAAUUGAAAGAUGAAUCAAUAUUUCAAUGCUGGGGCAAAGAGUGAGAAACUGGGGAAUGUCCAGGAACCAGCUAUCAGGAUAAGGCAGGACUAGAAUUAAUGCAAUAGUCCUCACAGGUCCCCAAGUCAACAACAGAAAAAUCAAAAGCUAAGGUGGCUCUUGUUUGAUCAAGGACCUCUUGUAUACCGACCUGUUAGGCUGCCGCACAGUCAACAUGGGAGUUGUAGAAAAGCUACUUGAGAGUGGUUGAUGGUAGCAGUCAGGCAUUUGGAGCUGGAGAGAAGGCUGAUUCUCCUCAACUAGUAUCAGACUGAGUAGGGACUUAAAGCUUCAGAAGUCUGAGCAGCAAAGCUGAGACCAGGCUCCUCGGGACAGGCCAUUCAUAUGCAUGAUAGAGUUUCAGUGAUGAGUCUCAGAAGAAAAAAGUUUAUGCAUGUUUUCCUUAAAAAUAUGUUCACUUAUAUUUAGGGAAUCCUUCAGAUAGCUAAUCUAAAUAUGUCUGUAAAAUUUAGUCUCAUUCUUUUUAUGACAUUAUUAGUAUAAUAAUAUGAAUAUUUCCCAGUGGACUUACUUCCACACUUCCUUCAAGGAUUCUCCGUUUUAUUUCAUACUUGAAGACUGUUAAUAAAUCACUCUCUAGCUAAGAACAAGUCAAUGCUAAAGCACUUAGCUUAUGUGACCUUCACAUUAAUUAUUUUUAUGACAGCAGCAGGAACGUUCAGCUGCUUUUCCCCCUUCCUUAUGAAGCCACGUGGCCCCAAGCAGACACAGUUCCCUUACUAUGCUUAAUGGUGGGCUUCUUAGACCUGUGCAUAUCUUAAAAGCUUUCCCUUGAAGGUGCCAAUCCAAACUCCAAGUUUCCCCAGCAGAUUUAAGGGGCUUUAAAUCUACUUGAGCGUGAGUGUUGUGAGAUGACUUUGAAAUUCUUACAAAAACUGAAAGUGAAAUGAGGAAGACAGAUUGAGCAAUCCAGUUGGAGGGUAAAUGCCAGCAAACCUACUGUACAGCAGGGGUAGAGAUGCAGCAAGGCAGAAAGAAGAAAAUUCAGGAGAACUCUCCUGAGGGGUGAGCCAAGCCCUGCCAUGUAGUGCACACAGGACAUCAACAAACACAGAUAACAGGAAAUGAUCCAUUCCCUGUGGUCACUUAUUCUAAAGGCCCCAACCUUCAAAGUUCAAGUAGUGAUAUGGAUGACUCCACAGAAAGGGAGCAGUCACGCCUUACUUCUUGCCUUAAGAAAAGAGAAGAAAUGAAACUGAAGGAGUGUGUUUCCAUCCUCCCACAGAAGGAAAGCCCCUCUGUUCGAUCCUCCAAAGACAGAAAGCUGCUGGCUGCAGCCUUGCUGCUGGCACUGCUGUCUUGCUGCCUCAUGGUGGUGUCUUUCUACCAGGUGGCCGCCCUGCAAGGGGACCUGGCCAGCCUCCGGGCAGAGCUGCAGAGCCACCACGCGGAGAAGCUGCCAGCAAGAGCAAGAGCCCCCAAGGCCGGUCUGGGGGAAGCUCCAGCUGUCACCGCGGGACUGAAAAUCUUUGAACCACCAGCUCCAGGAGAAGGCAACUCCAGUCAGAGCAGCAGAAAUAAGCGUGCUAUUCAGGGUGCAGAAGAAACAGUCAUUCAAGACUGCUUGCAACUGAUUGCAGACAGUGAAACACCAACUAUACAAAAAGGAUCUUACACAUUUGUUCCAUGGCUUCUCAGCUUUAAAAGGGGAAGUGCCCUAGAAGAAAAAGAGAAUAAAAUAUUGGUCAAAGAAACUGGUUACUUUUUUAUAUAUGGUCAGGUUUUAUACACUGAUAAGACCUAUGCCAUGGGACAUCUAAUUCAGAGGAAAAAAGUCCAUGUCUUUGGGGAUGAAUUGAGUCUGGUGACUUUGUUUCGAUGUAUUCAAAAUAUGCCUGAAACACUACCCAAUAAUUCCUGCUAUUCAGCUGGCAUUGCAAAACUGGAAGAAGGAGAUGAACUUCAACUUGCAAUACCACGAGAAAAUGCACAAAUAUCACUGGAUGGAGAUGUCACAUUUUUUGGUGCAUUGAAACUGCUGUGACCUACUUAUACCAUGUCUGUAACUAUUUUCUUCCCUUUCUCUGUACCUCUAAGAAGAAAGAAUCUAACUGGAUAUACCACAAAAAAAAAAAAAAGUAGUUACCGUUGGCUUUUCUGUGAGCUAUUUGUUUUGGUUUGCUGAAACUAGUCCAAAACAGGAAAUUUAACAGACAGCCACAGCCAAAGAGUGUCAUGUGAAUUACAAGAAACCAGAGCCCAUUUAGGGAAAGAUAGAACUAGAAAGGCUUUUCACUAUAAUUCCAUGCUGAACAAUUGAGUCAUAGCUUCUUAUCUUGGAGGAAGGACACAAUUCAAAGGGGCAGUAAGGAUUUUGUAAAAUGUGGCAUCCAUAAUUUACUAUGGAACCAGUGCCCACAUCUCUAGGACAUUAAGACAUUUAUGAGAAAUCUCAGGAUUCAUUUUCUAUUUUUAUGUUAAAUGCACUCCCUCCUUUUUGGUCAACAUUACAAAAAGUAAAAAAUAAAAAUUUUAGAAAUCUUGCAGUAGUUACAUGAAAUAACUAAAAGUUUAAAUUUAAAUAUGAAACAACUUGGCUGAAAAUAGUAUCCAUGUACUAUUUAAGUAUUUUAUGGUUAUUUCAAGUAUGCGAUUUCUAUCUAUGAUGUAAUAUAUUACCCACACAUUUUUUCACGGGAGAGAGAGAAUAUCCUCAUCUGUUUAUGCUCAUGUGUAUUUCCUAUAAUGAAUUUCAGAAACAUUUAAUAUCAGGUAAUUUCAAUUUAUGCAUGUAAAGCAUUGAUUGAAAAAUAACUAUAAUUGUUCAUAUAUAACAACAUAAUCUCCAACAGAAGUUACUGAAUACAUUUAUACUAAUGUAAUGUAAUUUCUCUUUAUUUCUUCCUCUUCUGUUUCAAACUGCUGCUAUUAUAGUUUACACAUCCCAACCUUUAAAAAUAUUCCUCUUAUUAGUUUUAUAUUCACUUUAUAGAGGUUGAGUUUUAAUUAAAAUUCUUGGCAUCCUGAAGUAUGUCACGUACCAUGUACUCCUUAUAAAUAUGUUGAUAUCUCAGAAGACAUCAUCCCGGUUUUCAUUUUAUAAAGUACCAUACUUAAGAAUGCUGUAAUACUUAUAUUUUAUAACAUGUUUCCUUUGCUUUGCUUGUCUUUUAUGUCAUUAGUUUUAACUGUUUACUUCAUUUAACAGUUUACAUCAUUCAACAGUUUACUUCAUUAAACAGUAGGUGGAAAAGUAGAUGCCAGUCUAUGAAAAUGUUCCCAUCUAUAUCAAAAUACUUUUCAAGGAUAUACUUUUCAAAACAAAGAAAACCAUUUACAUUUUAUGUUUAAAAUCUAAACUUUAAGUUUAAACUUUGUUUAGAUAUCUGGUUCCUAUGAUUUCGACUUCAGUAAGUUCAAAUAAAAUAUAUUUUGCAGUUCAUUUUGUUUUACAUGGUAAUUUAAAAAGAAGAAGCGAUAAGUGGAGUCAGAGUUUCAAUGCUAGGAGGGGUGGUUAAUGAUUUUUCUGGUGUUGCUGCUAAUAUGGAUUAACAAAUAAAAACCUUCAUUGCCUUUU
Messenger RNA from Macaca mulatta (Rhesus monkey), 4017 nucleotides. It is a transcript of the gene TNFSF13B, whose product is annotated as TNF superfamily member 13b. Lineage: Eukaryota; Metazoa; Chordata; Mammalia; Primates; Cercopithecidae. Gene Ontology annotation, molecular function: tumor necrosis factor receptor binding; receptor ligand activity. Gene Ontology annotation, cellular component: membrane. Gene Ontology annotation, biological process: positive regulation of B cell proliferation; immune response. The record is from RefSeq and is a predicted model, not a curated record.